UGGAAGCUCUGUAACGAUGGAAAAGGGCUGGAGAGAGGGUUCAAAUUCAAGACCUUCAAGACGACAUGGGAGUUCAUGAACGACGUGGCGGCCGAAUGCAAGAAGGUGAAGCACCACCCUGAAUGGAGCAAUGUAUACAACAAGGCCCAUAUACGAUGGACGACCCACGAUCCAGAGGGACUUUCGAGCAAAGAUACUAGCAUGGCCAAGUUCUGCGAUGACGCGGCGAAAAGACUU
Molecule: messenger RNA, 237 nt
Organism: Pseudocercospora fijiensis CIRAD86
Lineage: Eukaryota; Fungi; Ascomycota; Dothideomycetes; Mycosphaerellales; Mycosphaerellaceae
Exons: 2
Biological process (GO): tetrahydrobiopterin biosynthetic process
Molecular function (GO): 4-alpha-hydroxytetrahydrobiopterin dehydratase activity
Source: RefSeq, a predicted model, not a curated record